Molecule: messenger RNA, 1230 nt
Organism: Didymosphaeria variabile
Lineage: Eukaryota; Fungi; Ascomycota; Dothideomycetes; Pleosporales; Didymosphaeriaceae
Exons: 2
Coding region: 1-1230 (409 amino acids)
Molecular function (GO): protein binding
Source: RefSeq, a predicted model, not a curated record
AUGACUGCACUCCCGACAAAAGUCACUCUCCUAUUUGCUGUUCUAGCGGCCUUCGGAGAGACAGCUCCAUGGGCUCCAAAGAACACGCAUUGGCAUCAGCAAAGUACCACCGGAAAAGCUAUCUACUACAUCACCAAUGAAGCGGAGAAUGCAGUCGUAGCACUGCCAAUUAAAAGAGAUGGAAGCCUUGCGGCUGGAAAGUCCACCAAGACUGGCGGCGCUGGAGCAGUCAUGAUCCAAGCAGCAACGGGGAAGCUUGAGCUUCCUGAUGGCCUGUCUAGCCAAUCGUCACUCACUCUUGUUGGCAACAACAUUUUCGCUGUGAAUCCCGGUUCAAACACUGUGUCUAUGCUGGCCAUCGAUCCGGCCGAUCCAUUGUGCCUGACUGUUGUCGGUAAACCCGUCGCCGUACCCGGUGAAUUCCCAAACACAGUCGCCGCCUCCGCAAAGAACAACCUUGUAUGCGUUGCUACGACCGGAGCCGUAGCCGGAGUAUCAUGCGCGUCAUUCUCGCACCGAGGCAUAGGACCCAUGGACAAGCUUCGUCCAUUCGACAUUGGGCAGUCCACACCGCCGAAGGGUCCUCUCAACACAGUCUCGCAGACGUUGUUUUCGGCCGACGAGACGAAGCUUCUCACAAUGGUGAAGGGCGACCCUAUGGUCAACAAGACGGGCUAUCUCUCUGUGUUCGAAGUCAAACGUAGUUGGCGUCGCCAAGCGACUCUUGCCACACAGGAUGUCCGCAGCUCUCCAAAUGGAACGGCCGUACUGUUUGGAACGAGUCGCAUUCCUGGUAGCACCAAUUCGCUCUUCACUACUGACGCUUCUUUUGGCGCUGCGAUCAUCGACGUUGACCACAGCGGCCAAGCUACCGCUCCGCACGAGCAGAAGAUCGACGGCCAAGCGGCCACCUGCUGGGCGACCAUUUCACCUGCUACAGGGUCCGCUUUUGUCACUGACGCUGCCGUUGACCGCAUCGUGGAAAUGAAUGUGAAGGACGCCAGCAUCAUCAAAGAAUAUGAUCUGUCGGCGAAUCGCGACCCGGGGCUGCUGGAUCUGGCAAGCGCUGGUAAUUUCGUGUAUGCUUUGUCGCCUGGUAACGGGACGACAGACCCAGCCAUCACUGUUUUGGAUGUCUCGGGUGGUCAAGGCUCGGCGAAGCAAGCUCAGCGCUUCAGUCUGUCUGGAUUUGCAACUAGCUCCGCACAAGGAAUGGCGGUGUUUUUGUAA